Molecule: messenger RNA, 7083 nt
Organism: Pseudoliparis swirei
Lineage: Eukaryota; Metazoa; Chordata; Actinopteri; Perciformes; Liparidae
Gene: plekhm2
Product: pleckstrin homology domain containing, family M (with RUN domain) member 2
Exons: 20
Coding region: 634-3627 (997 amino acids)
Biological process (GO): positive regulation of membrane tubulation; lysosome localization; Golgi organization
Cellular component (GO): endosome membrane
Molecular function (GO): kinesin binding
Source: RefSeq, a predicted model, not a curated record
UCGCUCUUGUCCUCCCACGCGCUAUUGAGUCGUAUUUGGGGCUAGUGGUGACGUAAUCCACCGACCGAGACUUCUCAUUCAAACGGCGUUAGGUCAGGAGCAGCGAUGAAAGUAACCCUGACAUCCGGGACUUUAGGAUGAUUAAUAAACUUAUACAGACAAACGUGCGACAACAGGUAACGUAAAGUAGUUUACAAUAGCUAACCACGUGAAUGGUGAAACUAGGAGUAUGAUAACUACCACAAUUGCUACUAAAAGUUAUCCAUGGCUGGAUCCAGGAUUUGCUAGCCGCCCCCACCUUGAGGUCUAGCGCUGAGAAGGAAAAAAAAGAAAAGUCCCGUGGCUAAAGCUAACCGGGAUAACCGGAUCCGGUUGACAGUCGUUUGAUCUCUUGCGCCACUUUCUCCGCUUUAACGUGGGUGGUUACGGACUGGCGGCGCCGUCGACGUGAACCCGGACCAACUGACAACAACCGACGCCGUGUCGGUGGUUUGACAGCCCGCUAACGCGAUAAUGUCCGCUAGCUUGCUAGCUAGCUAGCUUAGCUUAGCCGGGCGUUAGCUUUAAGCAAAACAAGCGCUCCCUCUCCGGAGUCAGCUGACCGGCUGCUCGCGAGCUGCCAGCGGACCAGUGAUGGAUCAACUGAAAGUGAAGGACCGCAUAUUAGAAAACAUCUCCCUGUCGGUCAAGAAGUUGCAGAGCUACUUUGCCGCCUGCGAAGAUGAGACUCCAGCCAUCCGAAAUCACGACCGGGUCCUUCAGCGCCUCUGUGAACACCUCGACCACGCCCUGCUGUACGGCCUGCAGGACAUCUCCUCGGGCUACUGGGUCCUGGUCCUUCACUUCACUCGGAAAGAGGCCGUCCGGCAGAUCGAUGAGCUCCAGCACAUCGCGACCAACCUCGGUCGAAGCCGAGCAUGGCUGUACCUGGCGUUGAGUGAGAGCUCUUUGGAGAGCUAUCUACGCCUUUUCCAGGAGAACCAGGGGUUACUGCAGAAGUACUAUUUUAAGAAUGCACUGGUCUGCAGUCACGACCACCUCGCGCUCUUCCUCACGCUGAUGUCCGGCCUGGAGUUCAUUCGCUUUGACCUGGAGCUGGACGUGCCCUACCUGGACAUGGCCCCCUACAUGCCGGAUUACUACAAACCCCAGAACCUGCUGGACUUUGAGGAAAGGCUGCCCAGCUCCGACAGCUUGUCUCUGCACUCCUUCACCUCGCUCACCUCCACCAACCUGGAGUGGGACGACAGCGCCAUCGCCCCCUCCAGUGAAGAUUAUGAUUUCGGUGACAUCUUCCCCGUGUUGCAGUCAUUGCCAAGUGCAGACUGGGAAGAGGGUGACCUGACCGACCAGGCCAGCUGCCCGCGGUCCAGCGGCUCCGAUCCCCAGACGGUCAUCAGCGACACGGUGGUCCUUUCUACCGGCACCCUCAGGAUGAAGGCGGCGGCUCAGCCGGCGCCGCACAGCCCGACGUACAGACACAACCCCUUCAACGAGGACUUGGACACCAACACCUCCGCCGACGUCACCCCGGUCCACCUGGCCAGCUGCCUCCACGCCGUGACCGCCGGAGACGACACGGAGAGCACCGGCAACGAGCUGGAGGUCAUCAGGAUGGCCAGACGAAAGAAACCGGCCAAGAAGCGGCGGGGGAGGGGCUCCACGGAUUCCAUGAGCAGCCGCCACAACUCCGUCUCCUCGGAGCACGCGGAGAUGUCGUCGGAGGACGUGGACUCCCUGAACGGCGCCGCGGCGGAGCCGAGGAGGAGCCGGGUGGGCUCGCAGGUCGUGGAGGAAGGGGACGAGGACGGAGCGGAGGGCCUCCUGCGGCUCCCGGUGAUGACGGACACCUCCAUGGACGCCGUGGGCCAGCCGCUGCGCGACGUCAUGGACCGGCUCAACGGGCCUCUGGACGGGGAGGACGUCUGGGCGCGACGGGGGGAGAAAAGCAACGACGCGGGCCGCGACCGGGGUCCCGAGCCCCCGGCGCGGUCGCCCUUUCGAGAGAACUCCGGCGGCGAGCCACCCGCCCCCGCCCCCCGAGAGGCGUCUCUCUCCCUGCGGGCCCCUCCCGCGCCUUCAGACGUACGCUGCUUUGCCGCCGACAGUUCGGGCUCUCCUCCCACGGGUGGUGGCCACGAUGACGCUCCGGAGCUUAGCCAAUCGGAAGCUCUUCCAGGUGGCCUCGAAGAUGAUGGAGAUGCAAAAGCGCCGGCGGGACGGGAGGCCGCGAUGAAGACCGGGGAGGAAGACGCGGAGGAAGGAGAGGACGCUGGUAAAAAAGCAUUUGCUGAGGAAGCAGAGGAUUCUCAUCCGGCAGAGUUUACUGUGGACAACAAUCACUUGCUUCUUCUCAUGAUUCAUGUGUUCAGAGAGAACGAGGAGCAGCUCUUCAAGAUGGUGAGAAUGAGCACAGGCCACAUGGAGGGCGACCUGCAGCCCCUUUACCUGCUGCUGACUGACUGUUACGUCUACCUGCUUCGGAGGGGUGCAGCAGAGAAGCCCUACACAGUGGAAGAGGCCGUCUCCUACAACGAGCUGGACUAUCUUUCAGUGGGCCUUGACCAACAGACCGUGACGGUGGUUUGCACCAACAGACGGAGAAAGUUCCUGUUGGACACGGCUGACGCCUCUCUGACUCAGUGGUUCCUGUCUGUUCUCAAGUCGGCCAUGGUGAAGGGUUGUCGUGAGCCUCCUUACCCCUCUGUGCUGACGGACGCUACCAUGGAAAAAUUGGCUCUCACAAAGUUUGUCUCCCAGGAGUCCCAGUGUGAGGUGUGUGAAGUGUCCAUCCGACUGUAUUCACUGGUCCACUGGGACGAUCCUAUGGACAUGACUCUGUCACCCCAGGGUGGCCCGCCAAUCGCCGGCCGACCUUCCAGCACCAAGGAGGGCGCUCUGCAGUACCGGGUGGGGAGCACCUACCUGGGCAAAGAGCUGUGGAAGAGCUGCUACCUCGUCCUCAGCAAGGGGAUUCUGUACCUGUACGCCGAGAGGGCCGAUGUGACGCCCGUGCUGUCGGUCACCAUGAGAGGCGAGCACUGUGGAGGAUGCCGGCGCUCCAACAGCACCGAGCGGCCCCACGCCUUCCAGGUCGUCCUGACGGAGCGGCCGGCGCUGGAGCUCAGCGCCAACAACGAGCAGGACAUGGCCGACUGGAUGCUGCUGCUCUGCCAGUCCGUCUCCAAAGGGGUCAUCCCUCAGGGUUUGGCCCCCACUCCAUGUAUCCCGUGUUGCCUGGUGAUGACGGACAGGAAGCUGCUCACCUGCCAUCAGGACUGUCAGACCAGCUUCUUCCGCUCGCUCGGCAGCGCCGAUAUCUGUGAUGUCACUUCCGUCAGCCUGGAGGCUGACAAGGAGUACUGCGUCAUUGAGUUUGCGGCGGAUCGCUCCCACUUCCUCCCUCCGUGGGUUUUGUACUUCAGCGGCUGUGAGGAGAGAGACCGACUGCUGGAGGCGCUCGACCGCACCUGGAGGGAUGUUUACCAGGUCGAUCUUCCUCACAGACAAGUCUUGGAUCCGCCCGUGCAGAAGCGUUGCGGCGAGGCCCUCGUCCUGAUGAACAGCGCCUGGCAGAGGGCGGACAGUCUGGCCCGAGGCCGAGCCCAGCGCGAACCCUGGUGCUGACAGACACACACACGCGCGCACGCUUACCCUUUUGUACCUGUCGGGCGGCCGCUGAGACGGACUUGAUGGGUCAGAGGUCUGGUAUCGAUCCAGGAUAGAAGGAGCUAACGCCGGGAUUCAAUCUAAACUGAUGCUGUGGUUCCCUGGCGACGCCCUGCAGGACUUUUCUCACUUGGAAGUGAAAUGAAUCGAUAUUAACGGAACAAUACAAACAGACGUGUGUUUGAUUCUAGUGACGCAUUGCUCCAUUAUUCCUGUUUUAUGAGAGCUUCGUAAGAAAUAGCGGCAACCGUGAACCAAUACGCGGAAACGAUUGGUUCAAACGAUACGACUCUCGCCGAUAAUCCAUUAUUAUUAUUAUAAAGAAAACACGCCCCUUCAAGAAAUGGCCGACGGAUUUAAGAAUUCUGCCUCGACUUUGGGAUGUGAACGGGGGCCGAUGAGGAAACGCACAUUGAGGAAGCUGAGCGGGGAGGAAGACGAGGAGCCGCUACCGGCAGCUUCCCUGCACAGUAAAGAAAAUACUUAUUAAAAAGUGAUUUACGGUUUACGGAAAAAAAAUAUAAAAUAUAUAAAAAGCCAUAAAUGAAGGGGGCAGUUGAUGCUUGUUUUGCUACCUGGAAGAAGUUCACCCUCCUUUGCCUUGGGCACACAGAAGUGAUGAUCUCUGACCGGCACAAGUCACACACACACACAUCUGUGUGAAGAUGCCAAGUCAACCGGUACCACAAAGCAGAUGUACAGCGCCGUACAGUACCGAGGCAUCAAUCACCGGCGGUUGCGUAAUGUCUGACAUUCAGAUUUAAGGUCGUCGAAGGUCACACGCCUCUACACUGAAUCCUCGCCACAUCGGACGUGAGCGUGAGAGAAUGAAGGUCUGGAUACGAAGAACAUCUGGAUGCUUAACAGACUUUGUUCAUGCUCCCCGUUUGAGAACUCUCUUUCCCAAUUUAAAUGUUGUCACACGUUGAUUAAAAACAAAAGAAGACACCAAAAAAAACGUAUCAGGAAAUGCAACAGACUUGCCUUUUCUUUUUUUUAUACCUCCACUGAAGACUCGAGUGGAGGCUUUCCACGCAGACUUGCACAUUUGUUUUUUGCCGUUAGUCUUUUUUUGUAAUGGCACCAGUUAUGGUUUUGUUUUAAUAUCAUAACGUGCUUUUUGUAUGACCUUUUUGCAGAGACAGUGGGAACAAUUGUUCCCGAGUUAUUGAAUCGAGUGACUGUCACGGCGUCUGACGUACACUUAUUCGCCUUUUCGCGUGGGGAAAGAAAAAAUGGAGGAAGACUCCCGGUCCAGUGUGAAGAAUCUGUUCCCGACCCGAGAGCGACAAGUUGUGUCUCGGGUCACCUCGGGCUGCACAGCGUCAUCGGGCCGCUCCACUACAUCAGAAACCCCCGUUCCACACGAGUCUUUGUGGUGUAAUGGUCGUAGAAUCCUGACCAUCUCUAAGACCUGCGGUUCAAGUCUUUAGCGACACCUUGUGGCUGUGAGCAGCCAUUGCAGGCGUCUUUUUCUGGAGGGAUGGAGAACUGCGUCACCAAACAGCAGGUGAUCUCUCCCAAUAGAUGGCAGGGUUCAUACGGUCAUGAAAAAACUGGAAGUCAUUGAAUAAAAAAAAAAAUUCCAGGCCUGAAAAAGUCCUUCGAAAAAAAAUGUAAUUUCCAAAAGUCAUGGAAAAGUUGUUAUAUUCACAUGUUCAUUUACGCAGUUUGAUUAAAAGAAUCAACAUUUAUAUCAAUAUUUAUUCUUUUAAUCAAACUAUUGUCUCUCAUUCCUUUGUAUCAUUUAAGGUUGUGUAUACACUGAGAUUUCACAACAUUUUUGGUCAUAGAAAUUUGGUUUAAAGUCCUUGACCUCCAUUACUGAGAUUUCACAACAUUUUUGGUCAUAGAAAUUUGGUUUAAAGUCCUUGACCUCCAUUGGUCAACAUGUGUAUGAACCCUGAGAUGGUGACUUUGCAGACAUUAAUUUAACAGGAACAUGCUUACUUCUUGAGAGUGUUGCUGCUGUUCUUCGCAGAUGUAAUGUUUGUAUGUAGCCUGUAAGUAACAUCAACGCUUAACUUUGGGGAAAAGACCCUAAACCAAACCCUCUAUUGUCUCCCUCCAACUUCUCGGCGGAUGGCGUGUGUUUCGAUCUGUCCUCAACAUUAACACUGAUCUGAGUCUAACUGCUCUCACGACAAGGCUGUGAUUUUUAUUUUUUUGCAAUGACAAUGUUAGUUUUUUUUAUCAACCGUGCCUGAACUGGACAAAAAAAACAACCUUUCCACUAAAUGGCGCACAUUUUUUUCCUUUUUUUCCCCGCGAUGACCUCGUCCUGUGCGACUUAGCCAACCUCGUCGUAAACACUCGAACAAUCUGCUCCGGUUUACGGUUUACGUUUUGGUUUCUUUCCUUUAUCAAAAUGAGUCAAAUAUGAAUCUAAAGUAUUUAGGGGCUGGAUAUCGACCAUGAUGCUCUCAAAAUACGCCGUCUUUAAAGUCUGAAUUGAGCAUCGACUGUUUGCACAGAGUGCUUUCUCGUUGUUAUUGAAUCAGGAUUUUGUCUGUAAAAAAGCAAGAACCCUAUUAUAAAAAAACUAAAACAAAUGUUGUUGUAUUCAGCAAAGUCUGAUACUGAAGAAAUACAAUUUGGGUUUAUUUAUUUUUCCGAAACCUUGAAGUGACACUCGUAUGCCACUUAUUUAUUGUACGUACGACAUGUUUCUCUCAGUCCCACUGUUACCGUCACGUCAGCAUUACUCCGUGCUUGAAGCCUUUCUAAGUGCCACUUUGUCGCAUUUGUCUUUUUUCCUUCUUUUUUACAAAGAAAUCUAAUCUCAGGUGAAAAAAGGUACGUCGCACCCAGAACCGUAACUCUCACCGUGUGUUUUUUUAAAUUUUAGACGCUUUGUUUUGUUUUCUUAUUUCUUCUCAUUUUUAAUAUAUUUUUUUGUAUUUUGGUUUGAUGCAGCACGAUUUUUAAGUUAUUUUGCGCACACACACACACACACACACACACACACAAGGCUGAAAAGUCAUGUUGGAAAAAGGUUUUAUGUAAAAAGUCCUUUUUUAAAAUAAUUAAGUGGGUUUUCCGAAAUAGCGUUGGUAAGUUGUGUCGUUCGUCGAAUGUGGGACAUUGCUGGCCAAUGGUGGGACGACAUCUUCUGAGUGAUGCAUUGUGGGGGGGAAAGAGCCUUUUUGAUGAUUUUGUUUGCAUCGAUAUCACUGCAUGUAAUAUGUGUGUAUAUAUAUAUAUAUAUAAGAUGUUUAGCGGUUUAAUUGAAUUGUAAAAAAAAGAGUGCUAAUCAAAUAUAACAUACUGUACACACACAGACACACACACACACACACGAGUACGUGCAUGUCCAGAAGGUUUUUACACUGUUCAUAAUGGUAACGAAUGUACAAAGAUGCCUUUUUUGUGGUUGGACGGCGUGACUGAAUAAAUGUAAAAGUAAGCCCCGCC